Messenger RNA from Neogale vison (American mink), 1246 nucleotides. Its product is annotated as centrin-4-like. Gene Ontology annotation, molecular function: calcium ion binding. Lineage: Eukaryota; Metazoa; Chordata; Mammalia; Carnivora; Mustelidae. The transcript is spliced from 5 exons. The record is from RefSeq and is a predicted model, not a curated record. Gene Ontology annotation, cellular component: centriole; centrosome. Gene Ontology annotation, biological process: mitotic cell cycle; nucleotide-excision repair; centriole replication.
ACGCCGUAACCCCUUGCGUGCCGAGGCUAGGGCUGAAGUUUCAGCCCGGAGCAAGGAAGGAAUUUUGUUUGGCUUAAGAAAUGUGUUAUUCGCCCCCUGAUCCUCGAGUGUCAUGUAGUAACCCCUCCUCUCGUGGCAAACUCAGAAGCAUGCUGGCCUCGGCUCCAGGGACGCAGGAGCGGGCCUCCAGUUCAUUCGUUCCCUGUCGUCCCCACCAACCGCUGAUACCAGCGCUCGGCGAUCCGUUCCGUGGCGGAAACAGAAACCACUGGUUAGCCAGAGAAGAACUGGAUACAGAGAAGAAGAGGCUGAGAAACUGUUGGAGGGUCUAGGCCUCUAGGAAAGAGGUCCUGAGCUCCGAAAAAGCGGCCAGGGUUGGGAAGGCAUCCAACUACUGCACAGGUUCAGACCAAUGGAAGAAUGAACUGAAUGAAACCCAAAAGCAAGAAAUUAAAGAGGCCUUUGAUUUAUUUGAUGUUGAUGGGUCUGGAACCAUAGAUGUGAAAGAACUGAAGAUUGCCAUGCAAGCCUUAGGAUUUGAUCCAAAGAAAGAAGAAAUUAAAAAAAUGAUAGCUGAAAUCGACAAAGAAGGAACUGACACCAUUACUUUUGAAGAUUUUUUUGCCAUAAUGAGUGUAAAAAUGAGUGAAAAAAAUGAAAAAGAAGAAAUAUUGAAGGCUUUCAAAUUAUUUGAUGAUGAUGAUACUGGAAGCAUAACACUAAACAAUAUCAAGAGGGUUGCUAAGGAAUUGGGGGAAAAUUUAACAGAUGAUGAACUUAAGGAAAUGCUUGAUGAAGCUGAUCGUGAUAGGGAUGGAGAGAUAAAUGAGGAAGAAUUUUUGAGAAUGAUGAAAAGGACCACUCUUUAUUAAUACUUUUUUUUAUUCCUUCUGGAAAGUUGUUAACAACUUUGUAUUUGCUAUAUGGUUCUAUCAUAUUUGAAUGUAUUAUUAAUUUUUAGUUUAUAUGCAAAAAUUGGUCUCUUGAUGUCUAAUCCAUGUGAGAAGUUUCAUGUUUCUACCAAUCUGUUGUUAAAUCCAUAGCAUCAAGAAACAAAAUGUAAUGAUUUCUGUGAACCAUGGAUCCCAAACCAGUAUUAAUUCUAACUGCUACUUUUAGAGCUCUAGGGUCUAAAGACUUAGAAUUUUUUAAGUUAAAUGAAACUGACCCCACAUCCAAAUGAAUUUUGCAAACAAGCAAUUAUUUUCCUUUUGUGCAACUCUUUAAAACUGAUAAAUAUUUGUUU